CUCUGUUUUGACUCAGAAGUGCAAAAAUGUUACAUAUUUCAGCUGUGGCCUUAUUUCUCUUUGAGAUGGGUCUUCUCAGAGUUAUGUUUUCAACAGCAAGUACACAGACUCAUCCAGGACAGAGAGUCACUAUGUGGUGUUCACACAAUAUCCAUGUUUCUGGAUAUCUGUACUGGUUUAAACAAUCAGACGAUGCUGUACCCAUUACUAUUGUGUACAUGUUAUACACCGAAAGUCUUCGGAAGGUUGAGCCAACAUAUUUCAACAAUUUCACAAAAGAUCACUUGGUCAUGGAUCUGUUCAACAAAGUCACCACCCUAACAAUCACGCAAGUGAAAAUGUCUGAUUCUGGAUUCUACUUUUGUGGAACUACAGAUUAUGAUGUGAAAUUCGGCAAUGGAACCAGACUUGAAGUAAAAGGUAAUGUUUUUGAACCUCUCUCCCUAUACUCUACUCUAGUUUUUAUUUACUGUUUAUAUCACAUUUUUAUUCUCACUUUGUCAUUAAUAGCAAAUAUUGAAAAACACCAUCAUUUAAAUGCAAUUGAAAAUGCCACAAUGAUAAAUGACUGGCCAGCUGUUUUCAUAACAGAGAAAAAUUACACAGGAACCUCAAAAAAGGAUCAUGAGCAAUCAGCCGUGUCUGAGGAGUGUUCUAGAGACAUCUAUUUCAAACUGACCCUUCUAUUUGGUGGAAUCAUUUCUUUUACAUGCAUCGUUUCCCUUAUUUUGGGGAUUAUCAGGGAACACAGAAGACAGAAGCACAAAAAAGUUGCUGAAUGUCAAUCACAACAGCAGGAUGACAAGGAAAAUGAUUCAGUAGAAUAUGCUGCUGUUUAUUUCUCAAACCAAAGACCCAAAAGAGCAGGACGACAUACUGAGGACCCAAUUUCUGUGUACACUGAUACCACUUGAAAAAUAAAACAAACUCAAACAUAUUAUUAAUUUAUUACCUAUGGUUUAUUUUUGACAGCAAAAUAGUAAACCUGUUUAAAGAAAUGUAAUUGAGGCGAUCAGAGAUCUGUCUUUCCUUUGCAUUGUUGUACAUAAUGGUGAAGUUCAUUAAAAUUGCAUUGCAGUUUACUUCGACUCCUGAUAUUAAUUUAAUCUGACUCUAGAUCACAAAGUCCUUGAAUUUAUAUUGCAAAUAAACAUCAGUGAUUUUUUAAUAUUGAAUCUCAAUUCGAAUGCAGCUCGGAUGCAGUUGGCCUUUAUAAAAUAAUUUCAUGGUCCCAAACAUACCAGUUUUGAUAAUAAUAUUUAAUGUUUUUUUCUUGCUCAUAAUCAAUAGUAGAUCUGCUUAGUCACUUUCAUACACUUCAGUCAAAUGGUUACGUAGAAAGCUACAGUCCCGACUGAUUGUCACAUGCUUCAUUAAACCCUGGAUCUUCAGAGAACUAAAAUGAGGGUAAAAUCAAGUUUAAUAAUUUUUGGUCCAGGUUAAAUGUCUGUCAAUAAUAGAAUUCAGAUGUUAUCAAUAAAAGACAUGUUCAAAGACACAAUAAAGUCAAACAUGCAUUUUAGGUCUUUGUAAAGCUGCUUUGGAACAGUUUUUUUUUUUU
Messenger RNA from Carassius gibelio (silver crucian carp), 1561 nucleotides. RefSeq lists its product as uncharacterized. The coding region runs from base 27 to 914 and encodes 295 amino acids. Gene Ontology annotation, biological process: response to bacterium. The record is from RefSeq and is a predicted model, not a curated record. Lineage: Eukaryota; Metazoa; Chordata; Actinopteri; Cypriniformes; Cyprinidae. The transcript is spliced from 5 exons.